AUGGGAUAUAAUCUCAAACCUGGAAAAUACAAGCUCGCUAAGGGAUAUGAUUUAAUAGCAUAUCAUCCAAAUGACAUGGAUGAAUUUACUCCGAGAUAUUUGGUGUCAGAGCUAAAUGACAAUUCAACUCUCUUCAUGAAACGCGUAAAAAAUAGAGACGGAACGAAAGAAGAAAGGUUUAUGAGUCCGGAUGACUUAGAUAGGGAACUUGUUAAAAAACGGUCUCGGAAAUAUGAAAUGCCAGCAGAUGAGGUACAAGAAACUCCACAGGAAGAAGUUCAGAUACAACCAGACAUGGAAGAAAUAGUUCAGCAACAACAGCUAGAAGAGCCUGAAGGAAACGAACAAGUCCCUCCUUUGGAAACUAACUUCACAGAACUAGAUGAAGAUUUGGAACAGCCGAAAAAUCUUGACCCUCAACAAGAGUAUGAGGUGAAUAUGGAAUCUUUCCAAGAGUCUAAAAAAAUUCGGCUGACAUAG
This is a messenger RNA of Trichomonas vaginalis G3, 480 nucleotides long. Its product is annotated as protein of unknown function, DUF4106 family. Lineage: Eukaryota; Parabasalia; Trichomonadida; Trichomonadidae. The record is from RefSeq and is a predicted model, not a curated record. The coding region runs from base 1 to 480 and encodes 159 amino acids. The transcript has a single exon.